AUGGAAAGGCGCUUUCAUCGUUGGAACGACGACGAUGACACCGCCGCUGUCGUCGUUCAACGAGCAGCGGCUUGCGAGACGGCAGGUGGUGGUCGGCCUGACCGACUUUUAAAGAGACCUUGGGGGGAGUUGGGCGGCAUCUUCAGUUGGACAUUGGCCUCCGUAAGACGAAGAGUCAGGGAAAAAGAGCCGCAGGGUGCAGGAGAGCACGAGCACGGCCGCCUCCUUGGAUUUCUUCUCAACGAUCCACAGGUGGGUAGAGUCACUAUUAAAUAUUUAAAUAAUUCGGUGCCGAGGAUCGACAGGAACCUUACGACAGAGGGAAAAAUCGUUAGCAGCGGGAUCGAGGAAUUUUCGGUAUCGCGGGAAGACUUGAAGCAGCUGAAGACGUUGCUGAGACAGGCCUCGAAUUCGUCACAAUCUGGAAAUGAAACGGUUACCGCUACAAGACAAGGACCAUGUCAGUGUCUCGGUGGCGUUUGCGGAUGUUGCUCGCGGAUCUUGUACGACAGGUGGAAACAGAAGGCCUGUGUGAACAUCACGUACGAUCCCGAUGAGUUUAGCUUCACCGCACACAUCUUGAUGAAUGAUAGAAUCCUUUAUACGAGGACUGUCUCUGGAAAGAAUCCUAGACCGAUGUGCGUUCCUUUUCCAAGGAUACCGUUCAUAAGAGCAUGCGUCAGAUUUUAUAAUAUAUAUUUCCAAGGCAGAAAUCUUCAUCUGUGUGUCAAUAUGGAGGGAAAAUUCGAGGAUACGACAGUGUUUAAGGUGAGUUUAGAUUGCCUUAGAUUCGGUGCAAACGGACUAGCUCUUUUAAAACCAGAAGAUGGAGGCGGUUUGGGUCAAGUAGAAGUUUUUCCCGAUGACGUUAAUGAUGAUGAAGACGAUUACGACGAUGAAAAUGAGGAAGAUGAUGAAAAUGAUGAUGAAAAUGAUGAUGAUGAUGAUGAUGAUGAUUUAUUCUAA
Messenger RNA from Formica exsecta, 966 nucleotides. RefSeq lists its product as uncharacterized. The transcript is spliced from 5 exons. NCBI's taxonomy places the organism in Eukaryota, Metazoa, Arthropoda, Insecta, Hymenoptera, Formicidae. The record is from RefSeq and is a predicted model, not a curated record. Bases 1 to 966 code for a protein of 321 amino acids.